UUGCCUAGUGACAACAUGUCGGAUAUGAAAUGGAGUAAAAACGAGCUUCAACCAGACAGGGAGGAAAAACAAGCCCUACUGUUCAGCGGCUUCUCAGCGUGGGCUCUGCCUUCAACUAACAUCAAGAUCACACAAGCAUUGCCUAUGCAGCUCUCAGACUCAAACCAGCCUGUGACAUGUCCACUGUUCUGGACUGAAUUUGAGGGUUACUGUUACCGCUUCUUUCCCCUGAACCGCACAUGGGCUGAGGCAGAUCUGUACUGCGCUGAGUUCUCAAACGGACACAAAUCUGCCAAACUCACCUCUGUCCACAGCUGGGAAGAAAAUGUGUUUGUCUACGAUCUUGUGAACAGCCGUAUGCCAGGAAUUCCAACAGAUAUUUGGAUUGGCCUGCAUGACAGAAGACAGGAGGGCACUAUGGAGUGGACAGAUGGGUCACCCUUUGAGUACAGUUACUGGGAUGGAAAUCAGCCAGAUGAUGGGAUUCAUCGCAUCCCUGAGGAGGAGGACUGUGUGGAGAUUUGGUACAGACAAAACAGUGCUCUGAGGUCUUGGAAUGACAACAACUGCGAUAAGGCUUUUCCAUUCGUCUGUAAGAUUCCAACCCUGGAAAACUAACCACAGAUUGUUUAUCAAGUUCAUCAUCAACAACACUGACACUAGGAACAAAGUGUCCGCAGAUCUAAAUCCCUCCAUCAUAGAUGGGCUCUUUCCAGCUCUACUAUAGGCUCUUCACAUGCACUUCUGUCCCGUCUCCUGCCCCCAUCACUGCUGUCAUAAUGCUGUUUUCUGGCUCCUCUGAGGCAGUGAGUCAUGACACACACAUUCCUGCAUUUAACGCUAUUAGAAAUGAACUUUUUGUUUCCCUCUCCAGAGGUAGUUGAUUAUGUGGGCUAUUCUAGAAUUGCGGGUACAUUGAAUCUUUAGCAUGUUCUAUUAGUUCUUAAAAACAAAAACUUUAUUGAAAACGUUUUGAAUAGCAUCACAUAUUCUAUCGAUUAUCUCUAAAAAAUAAUGUUUGAAAUUUGUGUUUACCAUUUUGAAAAUAUUAACGUAAAGAUUUACGUUAGAUAUACCUAUAUUUGACCGUCUCUGUCCCUGAAUCUUCAAUUAUCAUGAAACUAUUGUCUAGUUGUCAUCUUUUUUGUGUUUACUCUACUAAGUUGAACAAACAUUUGCAUGAAACAUCUAUUUUCUGUAUUAUUUGUAAUUUUGGUUAUAAAAAAAAAAAGAUUUGUGUCUGUUCCUUUUCAUUCUUGUCAACUCUGUUACAUCAGUUAUAUAAAAAGGCAUACAAAUUUUUAAAGCAAUAACCUCCUAGGGCUUAGUGGCCACAUACAUGGACAGCACAUUUUAGAUCUUAAGUGGAUAUUUAAAAUACUUUGAAUGCUUUAUAUUUUGUUCCAGACAUACAGUGUCAUCCUACAACUGCUUUGCAGCAUAGGAAAUGUUCCAAACACUAUUUUUAACUGUCCAAAAUGGGCAAAAAAAUGUCAUUUUUUACUUUCUGAUAGUCAGAACAUGUUAAAAAAAUAUGAAUGUUUUAAUGAUGCAUUAAAACACAGUCAGGAUUUAUGGAAAUUCGGACCACAAGUCCACAUAUAUGGACAUCAUUUUUUCAAAUUUUUCUAGUACAACAUAUCAAAAGAUGAUACCUAGGUUUUUUUCUAAUAAGGCUCCAAUAAGCCCAAAUAGCAAAGAGAAAUUAAAAAUGCAUGUAAAAAAACAGCUUGGGCCUUAAGAGGUUAAUAGAAAAAGCAUGUGAUUUGCUCCAAGUGGUCACAAAACUUCAGAAGGCAUUUAAUUCCUCUCAUUCAUUAUUGUUUGGGAUACACCAAUAAUAGAUUUUCAACUCUGUUAUUGUGAAAUUUCAGUUAAUUUAAUUUCAUCUACUUUUUAAAAACAAUAAUAUGAUGAAACUUGAUAAAAUUCAGUCUUAGAAAUGUCAUGGUAUCUAUUUUGAGGUUAUCAUCUUGAGCUAACGCACAAAUGGGUGGAAAAUAUCAAGUCUGUUAGCGGUUCAAAUAAUAAUUUAAACAAUAAUUAGUAACAAAAUCAAAGUUUCUCAAUAGGAUUUAAACAUUAUUUGAUAUUAAUAAUAGAUUUAGUUUUAUGUAAAUUGUUCAUUUGUUGUAUGUCAUUCUGGUUUAAGGAAAAUGAAUGGAAAGUGCUUGAAUUGUACCCGCAAUUCUGGAAUGAGUCCAGUGUUUAGAUUAGGUAUUGAUGUUGGGGAUAUUCUUAAAAAUUACUGUUAUAAACUGUCAUGCUGUACAUGUAUGACAUAGAUAGCAAGUAGAAAUUCUAGUGUCCUACAACAGUAAAUGGAAACUCACCCAUCAUCAUGUGGCUGAUAAUAUUAAGUGGACAUUAUUUGCUUUUUUCAAUGUACAGGUUAAAAAUAUCUAUAAAUGAGCAAUUUUCCAUAUUUUGUGAGUCGUGUUUUUAUUUUUCCUGUUUAUUUAUGCUGUUGAACUGCAUUAUGGGACUUUGAUCUUUCUUCCAACAACUUUUAACCUUGAAAAGUUUGAAAAAGCAACAUUUAUUCACAUUUGUAAUAGUUUUAGGUGAUAAUAUCUGGUUUGGUGUUGUAUAUCAAGGUAUACAAACCUUGCAAUAAUCUGCCAGUACGUUCUCUGUUAUUUUACAGACAGAUUUUUCUAUAUAUUAUUUCUCAUACUAAAAUGUGAAUUAAAGUCACUUUAUUAAACUGUAGAGUUGAAUUUUCAACAUCAAUAGUCGACAGAGCAGAGGUCAAGAUCCCAUUAUGCAAUUUACAAUCGUAAAUAAAUGGAAGACACAUGUAAAUCACAAAAUACAGAAACUGUUAUGAACAGAUAUUUUUUAGAGUGAAUUUUUCAGAAACCCCAAAUGUCUGUUUUUAAUGAGAAGGUGGUCACAUUUUUAACGUUUCACAGACAGGAAUGUUAGCUGAUGUUACGACUCCUGAGUCUGGGUCUGUCAAUGUCCAUUUAUCUAUUGCUGACCUAGAAGGUGAGAUUGUGAAGGGUUUAAAUCUCUGUUUACUGCAAAAGUUCAAAAGUCAGACCAAGCUUAACCUCUGCCGACCUUUUCCACUCUUCUCUGUAGUUAUAGGCCUUGCCAAUUAGUGACUUUAAAAAAAUCUCUGUUCUGAUCCACACAGCUGCUAGGAGAGCACAUUUUUAUAUCUGCAUCACUCUCAGAAAAAUUGUAAAUGUAAAAAUUCAGUUUUUUUAUUUUCAGAAAGUUCAAAGUGAAAUGAUUACUGAAUAUCAUUAAAUAAUUUUUUUUUAAAAAUCCAAAACAAAUAACAGAUUGUGGCAGAGUUUUGUUUAUUAUUGCUAUUUUACCUUGUUUUAAUGUGGGCUUUUCACUAUUUUUGUCAUAAUGUGUGUUUGCAGGACUCAUACCCAUACCAAAUAAGUUUACCAUAAUAAAAAAUGCAUGCAUAUGGA
Messenger RNA from Danio rerio (zebrafish), 3434 nucleotides. NCBI's taxonomy places the organism in Eukaryota, Metazoa, Chordata, Actinopteri, Cypriniformes, Danionidae. The record is from RefSeq and is a predicted model, not a curated record.